AUGUUGUGCUUGGACAUAAAGCUAGUCUCUCGUUUACGAGGAGUCUCGUUGAUGAGUGGCUCGUCCACGAACAGAAAAGAGAGUUCGACUGGAAACGGGAGCUCGAUGACGGAGAGCGACACUGACGAGGAAACGCUGCCAGCAGCACACGAGAUCAUCCGCAGGAAUAGGUCCAGAUCGGUUUGCGUAUCCGCCUUGUCCUCUGCUCACUCGAGAUAUCUCCAUCGACGAGCUAGUCAUCAUGUCUCCACCACGGACGCCAUUUCCAGGCGUGGCGUUCUCUCCAGGCGAUACUAUGGCAGCGUCGAAAUGCUGCCGCAGAUCGAGCAAGACGGCUCUGACAAUGGUAGAAGAUUUCGAGUGGAGAACGGCGAUUCCCCUGGCGAGAAAGAGGAAAUGUUCGGAUCGCCGAGUACGCCGAUAUUGGAGAAUCCCGAAUAUCAGACGCGUUGGUACUUCAAGUACUUUCUCGGAAAACUGCAUCAAAAUUACAUAGCUGCAGAUCUAGAGAGAAAUCCUUUGUUCUUGUCGGUUGUGACGAGCGAAGGCAGUGACCAAAGUGUACCACAUUAUAGAGUAAUUUUGUGGAGGAAAACCGGUGCACAGAAGAUAUCGUUGCCGUACUCCGCGAACAAAACGAUGACAAUCAGGCAGAUUCUCAGCAACUUUUUUGGACUGGACAAACUCGACAAAGCUCCGCGUGAAAUUUUCUCCCCGGAUAUACAAAAGGACUUAUUGUUGCUGGAGGAACAAGAAGGUUCUGUGAACUUCAAGUUCGGUGUGAUAUACGCGAGAAAUGGACAAACCACCGACGACGAGAUGUUAUCUAAUGAAAAGGGUAGUCCAGGUUUUGACAAGUUCCUCGAAAUUCUGGGCGAAAGGAUACAACUGAAGAACUGGGACAAGUAUCGAGGUGGCUUAGACGUAAAAGGCGAUAUGACUGGGAAGGAAAGUUAUUACACGGUAUACGCAGGACACGAAGUGAUGUAUCAUGUAAGCACAAUGCUUCCUUAUUCGAAAGACAACCCGCAACAGCUGGAGAGAAAACGCCAUAUCGGCAACGAUAUUGUUAACAUCGUUUACACCGAUGAUCCUAACGCUAUAGACACUUUCAACCCAAACUGCAUCAGGAGUCAAUUUACGCAUGUAUUUGCCGUGGUGUCAACUGAGGAAAAUGGCAAAGGAUGGCGUGUAGCCAUUUAUUGCGACGAAAGCGUUCCUCUAUUUGGACCAAGCCUUCCCUGUCCACCUGUGUUCGAAGAUCCGUACGCCUUACGAGAAUUUCUUCUGGUAAAGCUGAUAAACGGUGAAAAGGCUACGUUCAACACUCCAACGUUUGCCCAGAAGAGAGAGAGAACCCUGGAUGCCCUCCUCCGGGAUAUGUAUCAAGAACAUUCACAGGACAGUAAGAGCAACAGUAUGUUAAACCGACGAGCAUUGUCGGAUGUGGUGGAGGCUCCAGGUCGACGUCGCGAGGAGACGCGUGCUGUGGAAAUGGUGCGCGUGGGCCAGGCUCUGAAACUGGAAGCCAUCGUCAGAGGUCUGGCGCCCACUUCCUUGGCCACGGCUGGCCCCUUGAAGCCCAGGCCAUGGGAACCAAGGUGUAUCUAUCCGGACUUCCCUCACGAGAUUAUCUGUGGACACGUUUGGCUGGACAACAAGCUAAUUCUUGUCAGCGAAAACGGGACUUUCUUGGUUGAAGACAGCUUGUCGCACAGAUUAAUCUUCGACGAGUCCGUGCAGAUCAAGCAGCUGGACGUAAUCGAGCAACACGGAAUACUAUUGUUUCGUACUGGUGACAAAGGCAAGGAAAGCAACGUUUAUAUAUUUCGUCUAAGGGAAUUCGAGAACAAUUCGAGCAAUAGAUCUACGGAAGUAUUAAAUGAUCGUGAAGACGAUCAGGAAUACGAAGAGAAUGGUGAUGAGGACGACAUGGAUGAUGACAUCGACGAGAGUGAUAACGAUAUCGAUAAUUUCACACGAGCCAACGCGAAAUUCAAACCCGUGAUACGUCGCACACGUAUUCGUAUGCGUCCCCUGGCUGUUAGAGGAAGAGCACACAUCAAGGAAAGAAGACUAGCCAGAACUCGGGGUUGCCAUUUGUAUACCGUUACGAUGCCUGGUGGUUCCCAUCUGCGCAUGUGUGUGGCAGUUGGACGUCGUUUAACGGUUCUCCAAUGGAAACAUAGUGCUGCUUGGACCGCAUGGUGUUCCGCCGCAGACACAGACACCGUUGACGGUUUUCUGUUUUUGAAAGAGUUCAAUGCCAGCGAAACUCCAUCAUUGGUAACCAUUAUUGAGAACACUGAUUCAAACAAUGAGUGGACACUUUGCUGCGGUAUUCGACACCACUUCGAACUCAUCUCAGCCUCUGGAAGCACCAGAAUACUCCAUAUCGAGGGAACCCCAAAGCCACACCUAGUAGCAGCUUUGGAUCUCUGCGAGGACGAGGAACCUGAACUACUACUUUGUUAUAACAAUACAUGCCACUUUCAAAAGCUCAUAGAAGAGAGUACCGCACCAACGGAAUUCGACUUCAACUGGAAUUCCGUGCCAGCAGCAAUAGCCUGUGCCUUCCCCUACGUGAUAGCCUUUACUAACGACACUAUGGAGAUACGAUUGAUAAUAAAUGGAAAUUUAGUACACACGAUCGCCAUGCCGAAUCUGAAUCUAAUCACCUCGAAGCAGGACAUCUUCUUCGCAACGACAGCUCCGGAGUUUCUACCGGGGAAAUGUGAAAGAAUCCGACUGGAUUCGAAGCCUUUGGACAAAGAGGAACCGAUUUCCAGUCCGCCCCCUUUCGCGCAAUCCUCCUCAUCCUCCCGAUCUAACUUGCACAACAGUCAGAGCGACUGGAAACCGAUAAGGAUCUACCAGAUACCGUUGCAAACGUUAUCAAGAAGUACUUUAGCAACCUGCACGCAACGACGGUGUCCUAGUCCUGCAGAACCAGAAAUCAUCUCCGCGCCUCCAACCACCGACAAGAGUUUCUUGAGUGUCGAGCCUCACAGAGCACUGAGCAGAUCAUGCAGCAGCAGCCCGACACCAACGCCGACAAACCUGAUGCCGCCGCCGCCACCGCGGUUCAGAAAAUAGAUUAAGAUCGCGAUCGAGAUUUCAUUAUCGAUGUUUCGAGAGAUCGCAGCUGUACCUGACGCUCGUGCCUCGGUAGGAUCGACGAUAUGGAUAGAAUGCACGAUUCUGCGUUUAAAGUGUAGUUAGAAUUUACUGCCGUUGCAAAGAGCAAUCCAGACAAAUUUGCUAUAAUAGAGGACGUAAUCGUAC
This is a messenger RNA of Habropoda laboriosa, 3285 nucleotides long. Its product is annotated as GTPase-activating Rap/Ran-GAP domain-like protein 3. Gene Ontology annotation, biological process: regulation of small GTPase mediated signal transduction; activation of GTPase activity. Gene Ontology annotation, cellular component: cytoplasm. The record is from RefSeq and is a predicted model, not a curated record. Gene Ontology annotation, molecular function: GTPase activator activity. Lineage: Eukaryota; Metazoa; Arthropoda; Insecta; Hymenoptera; Apidae.